This is a messenger RNA of Leishmania mexicana MHOM/GT/2001/U1103, 1461 nucleotides long. RefSeq lists its product as hypothetical. The transcript has a single exon. Gene Ontology annotation, biological process: maturation of SSU-rRNA; protein phosphorylation. NCBI's taxonomy places the organism in Eukaryota, Euglenozoa, Kinetoplastea, Trypanosomatida, Trypanosomatidae. Gene Ontology annotation, cellular component: preribosome, small subunit precursor; cytosol; nucleus. The record is from RefSeq and is a predicted model, not a curated record. Bases 1 to 1461 code for a protein of 486 amino acids. Gene Ontology annotation, molecular function: protein serine/threonine kinase activity; ATP binding.
AUGGUGAAGUUGGAUGUCACUCUCCUCCGCUUCAUGGAGGAUGAGGACUUUCGCGUGCUCACGGCGCUCGAGAUGGCCAUGCGCAACCACGACGUCGCCCCGACCGCGCUCGUUGAGCGUAUCGCCCAGCUGCCCCACGGGGGGUGCCGUAAGCGACUCAACAACCUCCUCAAGCACAAGAUGAUUCACCAUGAGAACACCAUGUACGACGGCUACGCCAUGAAGUACGGCGCGUACGACUACCUAGCGCUGCGCACGCUGAGCAAGCGCGGCACCUGCACAGGUGUGGGCCACCGCAUUGGGUGCGGCAAGGAGUCUGAUAUUAUCUUAGUACGGGAUGAGGCCGGUCACGAGUGCGUGCUCAAGCUGCAGCGCCUCGGUCGCUGCUCAUUUCGCAGUGUGGCGCGCAACCGCGACUACAAGGGGAACGGCCGCGCCCGUCAUGGGGAGAGCUGGUUUUACCUGUCGCGCCUCGCCUCGCAGAAGGAGUACUCGUUUAUGAAGAUGCUGUAUGACGAGGGAUUUCCAGUGCCGAAACCAAUCGAUCAGAACCGCCACGCGCUGCUCAUGGAGCUGGUACCGGGAACCCUGCUGAACAACAUCACGGAGCUCGGAGACGCCAGCAAGGUGUACCGCCGCGCCCUGGAGCUGAUGGUGAAGCUGGCCGAGUCGGGGCUCAUUCACGGUGACUUUAACGAGUUCAACUUGAUGAUCACGGACGACCAGCGUGUCAUCAUGAUUGACUUUCCGCAGAUGAUCUCCAUCAACCACCCCAACGCGUCCGAGCUCUUUGACCGCGAUGUACAGAACCUCGCCAACUUCUUCCACCGCCGCUUCAAGGUGGACACGACGUGGUUCCCAUCACUGGAGAAGGACGUGGUGCGCAAGGGCGAGCUGGAUAAGCAGGUGUACGCGAGCGGGCACUUCACGCGCAAGCAGCAGGAGGAUCUGGAGCGGCUCAUGCUGGAGGGCUUCCAGCGGGGUGAGAAGAGCGAUGACGAGGCAGGCUCGCAGGAGCGCGACAGUGAUGCGAGCGACGAUGACGGUGCUGAAAAUGCGUCGCAGCCUUCGGACAUAGGCAACGCGGACGUGGAGGCGGGAGGGGCGGGCACGUUCACGACCAUAUCCGGCGGCGCAAGGGGCGGCGAGAGUGACGAGGAGAGGGAGGAUAGCAGCGAUGACGAUGUGAGUGAAGGCAGGUUGCUCGACGAGGCCAUGGGCGCCGAACGCGAGCGGCGCCAAGGCGAGCUCUACGCCCGCAGCGCUGACCGCAACGAGAACUUUCUCCCGGAUGGAAAAAUCAACGAAGACCAUGUGAAGCACCAGAUUCGCAAGAACAUUCGCCGCAAGGACAACCACGACUUCAACCGCCACCUGCAUCGCAAUGUGCAGAAGGGUCGGCAGAAGCAGAAGAUUCAGCGUCAGCUCAAGAGCUCGAAUGGUGGCGGCUUCUUCGACUAG